Messenger RNA from Acanthopagrus latus (yellowfin seabream), 3067 nucleotides. It is a transcript of the gene capn8, whose product is annotated as calpain 8. Bases 797 to 2902 code for a protein of 701 amino acids. Gene Ontology annotation, cellular component: cytoplasm. Gene Ontology annotation, biological process: proteolysis. Gene Ontology annotation, molecular function: calcium ion binding; calcium-dependent cysteine-type endopeptidase activity. NCBI's taxonomy places the organism in Eukaryota, Metazoa, Chordata, Actinopteri, Spariformes, Sparidae. The transcript is spliced from 21 exons. The record is from RefSeq and is a predicted model, not a curated record.
ACAGACAGACAGAUAGAUAGAUAGAUAGAUAGAUAGAUAGAUAGAUAGAUAGAUAGAUAGAUAGAUAGAUAGAUAGAUAGAUAGACAGAUAAGUACAUAUAACAGGUAGGACUGACCAGGUGAUAAUUUAAAGCACAUCAUGUGAGCGUCUGAUGGCAACAACAACAACUGGAGGCAGUUUAUCAGACAUGAGACGAGGGGCAUUCAGUUGGUUGUGAUCUGCAAACUCACUAGACGUCGCUGCGUAACUACAUCCUGUAAGCUAUGUCCUGCAAACUGAUGGGUCCACCUGUGGGACCCUGGGAGCCUUGUGAGGCUCAGCAGGGUGGAGGUCAAUGUGGAGGGUUACAGCAGGUGGAGACAGACGGCUGAUGGACAUCUGGUCUGACCUUUGACCUCAUCCCGUCUUUACUGGUUUUUGUCCACACAGCUGAUCAGGUCCGGCCUCACGCUGUCUGUGAUGAGAGGGUCGAGGUGGUUCUUGAUCCAGACCCUCCUCACCCAAUCAGGAGUCAGAGCUGGUGAUCAUGUGACAUAGACAGAGUUCAGUCUGUGCGUUGACACCUGAGGUGUGUAUCCAACUGUUCACUUAAUAAUUCAUCUACUGAUAUCACACUGCUCCUGUACCUGGAACAAAGCUCCGCCCACUUACACCUGACUGCCUUAAUAUCUCGCGCACACACACACACACACACACACACACACACAGGUCACCACGGAUCACUGCACGCCUCAGACAACAGUUGCACCUGCAGCUUCAUCUCAGUUAGAUCUUGACAGACAUCAGACUCUCAGGAUGGCGAACACAGUAGCUGAACUGGCCCGGAGGAAGGCCCGGGAGGAGGAGGGCGCCGGGAGUCGGGCCAACGCUGUCCCAUUCAACCAGCAGGACUUUGAGCGUUUGCGGAGCGAGUGUCUGCAGACCGGCUCGCUGUUCUGCGACCCGACCUUCCCCGCAGACUGGGACUCUCUAGGAUACAACCAGCUGGGACGCUACUCCUCCAAAACCAUCGGGGUGGAGUGGAAACGACCCACGGAGCUGUGUUCUGAUCCUCGCUUCAUUGUUGAUGGAGCGAAGAGAACAGACAUCUGUCAGGGAGAGCUGGGUGACUGCUGGCUGCUGGCUGCCAUCGCCUCUCUGACUUUGGACCCGGCCAUCCUGAACAGAGUGGUUCCUCCGGGUCAGAGCUUCAGCUCGCAGUAUGCCGGCAUCUUUCACUUCCAGCUGUGGCAGUACGGGGAGUGGGUGGACGUGGUCGUGGACGACCGGCUGCCCACCAGAGACGGAAAGCUGCUGUUCGUCCACUCGGCGGAGGGCAGAGAGUUCUGGAGCGCCCUGCUGGAGAAAGCCUACGCCAAGGUGAACAGCUCGUACGAGGUUCUGAUUGGAGGGUCCAGUAUCGAGGGAUUUGAGGAUUUCACCGGAGGAAUCUCAGAGAGCUACGACCUGAAGGAAGCUCCGCCCUUCCUGUUUAACAUCAUGAGGAAGGCGCUGAAGCUUGGCUCGCUGCUCGGCUGCUCCAUCGACAUCUCCAGCUCAUAUGAGACGGAGGCUGUCACUAGUCAGAAGCUGGUUAAAGGCCACGCCUACUCCAUCACAGCAGCACGGCAGGUUCAUCACUUUGGUUCUCCUGUGGAGCUGCUGAGGAUCAGGAACCCCUGGGGUCAGGUGGAAUGGACCGGAGCCUGGAGCGACAAUUCGAGGGAGUGGGACGGGGUGGAGCCGGAGGAGAAGAAGAAGCUGGAUCACGUUGCUGAUGAUGGAGAGUUCUGGAUGUCCUACACCGACUUCCUGCGUCAGUUUUCCCGCCUUGACAUUUGUAACCUGACACCCGACACGCUGAGCAGUGACAAGUUCAGUCGCUGGAACUACGGCGAGUUUGAAGGAGUGUGGAGGGUUGGCUCCACGGCCGGAGGCUGCAGGAACUACCCGGCCACGUUCUGCUCCAACCCUCAGUUCUUCAUCCGCCUCGAGAACGUUGACGACGAGCCGCACGACGGCGAAGACGGCUGCACCGUCCUGAUUGGUCUGAUGCAGAAAGAUGCUCGAAGAGAAAGACGCUUUGGACGAGACCUGAACACCAUCGGAUUUGCCAUCUACCAGGUUCCUGAUGAGUAUAAAGGACGCAGUAAGGUCCACCUGGGCCCGGAUGUCCUGCUGAGAAGGGCGGCGGUGGCUCGCAGUCAGAACUUUAUCAACCUGAGGGAGGUGUGUGAGCGCUUCAAGCUGCCGCCAGGAGAGUACGCCAUCAUCCCGUCCACCUUCCAACCGCAUCGCAAAGGAAGCUUCAUCCUGAGGGUGUUCACCGAGAAGCAGGCGCACACCAGUCCGAUGGAGGAGGACCUGGACGCUGACAUCCAGGAGCCGGACGUCAGGCACAAUGACGUGGAUCCUCACUUCAAGCGUCUCUUCGCUCAGGUGUCUGGAAACGACUGUGAGAUCUCUGCCUUUGAGCUCCAACACGUUCUGGACAAAGUCAUCUCUCAGAGGUCUGAUGUGAAAAGUGAUGGUUUCAGUCUGCAGACCUGCCGCAGCAUCAUCAGCCUGCUGGAUCUGGACGGCAGCAGUAAACUGGGUCUGCUGGAGUUUCACCAUCUGUGGACAAAGAUCCAGAAAUACCUGGAGGUCUUUAAGAGUCAUGACUCAGAUGGUUCUGGUUCGAUGAGCAGUCACGAGAUGAGAGCAGCGCUGGCUGAAGCAGGGUUCCAGCUGAACAGCGCCGUGAUCCAGGAGAUCGUGGGUCGGUACGCUGACUCCAGUUUUGCCAUCGACUUUGACUGUUUCGUCAGCUGUCUGAUCCGUCUGGAGCUGCUCUUCAAAAUGUUCAGAACUCUGGACAAGAAGAACCAGGGGAAGAUUCAACUGGACCUGCAGCAGUGGCUUUGCCUCGCCAUCAACUGACAACUGCCUGCUCCAAGUGCAUGCUGGGAGUUUUCUGUUAUUUGUUCCUGUUGAUUUGAAUGAAAAUGUAGUUUAAAUAAAAUCACCAUCAGUAACAGGAAAUGUGUCUACACCCACCUUUAAUAAACAGUAAGUGAGUCAUCACUCACCUUUAAUAAACAGUAA